UACGCCUCACAGCUCGACGGAUAAUCGUGGUGGACUGAGCUGCUGAGGUUAACCCAGAAAGAGUCGUCGGCGGUGCGGAAAACCCUCCGUGUACGUCGCGUCUAAUAUGCUCUAAAGCACCGAGGGGGGCGCCAUGGAUUUCUACAUCAACCUGAAGGUGAAUUUCAGGGGAAAUUCCAAGAAUUUCCUGCUGUCGGGAUCCGAGACCAAGAGCUGGGAGUCGAUGGAGGCCAUGGUCAAGCGCUCCUUUGGCCUGUGCAGCCUGCAGCUGACCUACUUUGAUGAGGAGAACGAGGAGGUGUCCAUUAACAGCCAAGCUGAGUAUGAGGAGGCUCUGAAGAGUGCAGUGAGGCAGGGGAACCGACUGCACAUGAAUGUGUACGAGACUCGAGGCCAGCCGACGAGGGUUGCCACCACCAAGGCCAGCGGAGCAGAACCCAAGAGGGGCUUCAGGCCCCCCCAGCACUGCCCUUCACUUGCUCAGGUGGUCAGUCGCAAGGUCCAGGCUGCAGUGCCAGAACAGGGCAUGGUGAUCAUGAAAGAAGUAAAAGGGACCAAAGAAGAAGACAAGACUCCUCCAGCCUGGUUCACCUCCUACAUGGAGAAGUUUAAGGACCAGGUAGUUCGUGAGGCAGUGGAAAAGAUCUGUCGGGAGUUUUCAGGACAGUGCUGCAUCCACAAACCCCUGGGAGGGGGAGCAGGAGCAGCAGGAGGAGCUGGUGGAGCUGGUGGAGGUAGAGUGGAAGCUGUAGGAGGAGCAGAGACCCAGCAGGUCCCCGAGGUGUCCUCUUCCACUCUGCCUGGAGCUCCGUCCUCCUCAACUCCUCCCUGCUCGUCCUGCAGGGGGCAGACUACUGGAGGAGGCUAUCAGUGCAGCGUGUGCACCUCUUGUACUCUGUGCGAGCCCUGCAGCUUCUCCCACGAUCCCAGUCACAAUCUGGUGAGAGCCAGGACUCCCCUGUCCAUCCCGGAGCACGGAUCACCGGCCCCAGACCACAGCAGGUUCUACAGGCGGGGGGAUCGCAGUUUCCGAAAGGCAGAGAAGCAGCGGCUGAAAGCUGAGAAACGCCUGCUGAAAGCUGAGGUGAAGGAAAUCCGGAAGCAGCUGAGGAUGGAGAGGCGGGGCAUACAGUGGAGCUCGUCCCAUCGAGACGGAAGCUCCUCCCCCGUCCUCCUGCAGCCUCGAGCCACACAGCACAACAGCCCAGAGCGACCAAAGCGCCCCUGUCCCCUGGUGGUUCCUGCCAUGACGGCAGCGUUUUUGGACGAAAACCUUCCUGACGGAACGCGUCUGCGUCCUGGGACCAAGUUUAUCAAGUACUGGAAGAUGAGGAACACUGGGACUCUCAGCUGGAGUGCUGAUACUAAGCUGAAGUUUAUGUGGGGAAACCUGGCAGUGGGAUCUGGAGACCGCUGGAGAGAAGUGGCAGUUCCCUUCCUGCAGCCAGGACAGGUUGGCAUAGUGAGUGUAGCGCUGUGUGCUCCCACUGUGGAGGGCUCCUACACAUCUCACUGGCGUCUGGCCCACGCUGGGGAGCAGUUUGGACCGAGAGUGUGGUGCAGCAUCGUGGUGGACCCUCUGGCUCCAGCACCCAUGAUGGCUGAUGGGAUCCUGGUUUCACCCUGUGUCACACCGCAGGGCAAGAACCCAGUAGCCAAGGAUGGUAAAGCAUGUGCAGCUUCCAGGGAACAGCCGUUACUGUCGGUGGACCAAGAAGAGUAUUACAUCCCGUCUGUAGACCUGCUCACCGCACAGGAUCUUCUGUCUUUUGAGCUGUUGGAUAUCAACAUCGUCCAAGAGUUGGAGAGCGCCCCCACCAACACGCCUGCUGACAUGACACCCUGCAUGUCCCCUCUGUCUCAAGAUGGCCCUCUGCUGGACAAGGGCAGCCCCUCCUUGGGUCUGAUUCAGGAAGAGACUGAAGUCAUCAAUAGCAUCAUGGAUGUCCCCCACGGGGUAGGACCUGGUGCUGAAGGGGGCGGAGUCCCAGCUCAGGAGGAAGGGGAGGAUGACAUCAGUGGUACUCAGUUUGUUUGUGAGACUGUGAUUCGCUCGAUGACCCUGGAGGAGGCCCCUGAUCACAUACCUCUGAGAGGAUCCUGCCCAGGAACAGGAAAAGUGGUACGUCCAGCUGCUCAUGGCGGCUCCUCCUCGCUGUCCUGUCUGAGUAAAACGGUGAAAAUGGAGGAGAGUCCCGACAGCUGCUCUAGCAACUCCAAGACUCCCGUGAAACCCCUCGUUGGUCUCAAGGCGUCCAUCCCUUCCCCACUGAAAGCCUCCCUGCCCACUCCAACGUCUGUGACCCUGAACGUGCUGCCUGGCCCGAGCUCAGCACCGGGGCCGCUCCACGCUUCAGCCGGGACCGCCACGCUGACAGAACACACGGCCACAGGUGAAGCUGAGGAAUCGCACAUGGAGAGCAUCUGUGUGGAGUCCAGAGUGAGGGAGAAGCAAGAAGAGGAGGAGAAGAGCGAUGUAAUGAGGAGUCGCUCCUCCUCCACAUCCUCCGAGGAUUACAUCAUCAUCCUCCCCGAUUGCUUUGACACCACUCGGCCCCUGGGAGAGUCCAUGUACAGCUCUGCUCUGUCCCAGCCCGGAGACGUCCAAGCCAAGACCGACACAGACCCAGAUACCCCCUCAGCUGAGCGUCGGGACAGUGCCGCAGGAGAGAGGGAGGCGGACGAGGUGGAUGAAGCGGCUCCAGGAAUGGAGCUGUCAGGAGCCAGCAGUGCCAACGAUAUGCUGUGUACAUCCCAGACGCUGGACGAUGAGCCGCUGACUCCUGAAGUAGUCACACCGCCUAAAGCUGUCGUCACAUCACACCCAGAGAGCAGCGCAGAGAGAGAGGAGGAGGAUGCCGGCGCUGAGGAAGGAGCGCAGGGUUCAGAACUGUACCAGACUGAGGACGAAGCAGCUCCUGAGUGCGCUCAGACUGAUACUGAAGCUACUGACACAGAGAAGAGCGACCCCGAGGACCCCAGGCAACAAGGCCUCACCGGCGGCCUGGUGAAAGGAGCUCUGUCAGUAGCUGCCUCUGCCUACAAAGCCCUGUUCACCGGACAAGGCCCCACACAGCCUCCAGUGGAUGCAUCCACCCAGGACACCAUGAUGGCCGUGCUGGUGGAGAUGGGUUUUGCAGACCGCUCUCUGAACCAGCGUCUGCUAAAGAAACACAACUACAGCCUGCUGGACGUGGUCAAUGAGCUCGUUCAGAUGACCGACAAUGACUGGUACUCUACACGCUACUGAUGACGAGAAUUCCAAACUCUUCCUCCUUCUUUUCAGCUCUCCACUAAUUUGCCCUUUUGGACCGAGGACUAUACUACGAGCUUGUAAGGGGACAUUCCAGCCAGCCCUGGAUCCUCCAGCGGACCAUCACCCACCCAUUGUCUGUAGUUUUAGUACUUUCAGCGUAGAUCUUGAUAGUUGCAGGUUUUCUUUGCAUAUCUGUCUAAGAAAGGUGAAAACAGGCAUUCUAUGUCUUCAAAUGUGAAUCACACCACAUGCUAACAUCAUGGAGUUUAACGAAGUGUGAAGCGUGAAAGCAUUCGCUUCCAUCAAACCUGAGCUAAAGUUGUGUUGGCUGCAGAAACUCCACAGUUGCUAUACCUGCUCCUGUUGGUUGCAGGUAUCCCAAAAAGCUACAAACGGCACCCUCACGCUUUUCCUUUGCUCAAGUCCACAGCAGCAGACUCUCACAGGUCGCCUACCGAACCCGCUCGCUCGAAGAAAAUGCAGCUUCGUGCUGAUGGUUCUGCUGAGGCAUCGAGUCAUCUCAUCUCCUCAGUCUUGUUCGCCUCGUCGAGUUGGCUCCAUCACACCAGCUGGUGGUGCAUGUUUCUGCGUAUUGUGGUGAAAACUGUAACAACCAGCUUGACUGCUGUUCACAGAGCUAGCAUUGUUUGCAAAUUUCCUUUCAUUAGAUAUCAUUGACCUGUGUCCCAGAGCCAGGCUCACACAGCUCGUCUGCACAGUGUCAGCUUCAGGUUUGCUUCUUUCUCUGUUUUAUUGGACCAGCCAUUCCAACAGCUACUAAUAACUUUAUUAUUGGGUUGUAAAUAAUCAAACUGACUGUAGGUAAGCAGAACUGGUCAGGUGAUGUAGUGUGUGUGAGGCUUUACUGUAUAAGAAAUCUGACCCUUUGGUGUUUCCAGAGCUCCAGCUGGAGGAGCAGGACUGCUCCGACACAUUCAUGUUGAUGUGACUUGUGAUGAUGAAUGCAAUGAAGUACUUUGAUGUUUAAAUAGCCGUGCUAUUCAAAACACACAUUCCUCCUUUUUUUUGAGUCAGUUUCCCAGAACUCACAUAUGUGCUCAGACCAGAUCAUCCAUAACAACUCACUGAAAUCUGAGUAACGCUCCUUCAUGGUGGUAAAGACGUGUGUGAUGAGCUUUUUGCAGCGUGCCGUUUUGGUUGCACGUUACCUUUGUCCUGUAACUUUAGUCCGUCACUAAAACUAAAGGGAUUUUCUCAUAUACAUUAAAUACAACAUGUGUGCAUAACCUGUUUUAGAGAAGUCAUUGAAAACCAUUUCCACUCAGUGUAGCUGAAACUUUGAGUCGGACUGUUAGCUGGUGUGUGAUUUACUGCUGUUGUUGAGUUGUGAGUCAGUGGUGGUGAACAGACUACACUGUCCCACUGGAUGAUGGUUAACUAGCUAAUCAACCAGGUUUGUUUAGCACUCAGAGCUGCAACCUCGCGGAGAACCACAGUUUACCCAGAACUGCAGUGGAAACGCACCCAGUUCCUCUGAAUAGAGCUAUCGUAGCUAAACUUAAUGAGCAGCAGCGUACAUUCUUCCUUUGCUGUCACACAAAGCUGUCUCCACAUUCAAACAUCUGACUUUCUCUGUAAGGACCCCUCUAUGUGUUUCAUCUUUUUAUUUCCCCCUGACUCACCUACCCAUGUUUACAUGCUUCUACUGUUUUGAUGGGAGACGCAGUCCUGCUGGCAUCAGUUUUGUGGCUUUAGACGAAGUUCAUUAUCAGCUAUUUGCUUUCAGUUCUCCCAUCAGAUGAAGGAUUUAAGAUGGGCGGACGGCGGGCAGACAUGACAUGCUUGCCUGUUCGGUUUGUGGAGAGGCGCUCAUUAGGAUCAGCUGAGGGGCCCAGGUGAUGGCGACUUGAUUUCAGCAUUAAGGUUUGGUAACUAUAGUAACACCUUUGGAAAUGGAUUUUCCUCCAUCCACUAGAGAAAGUUCAAAAGAGGUGUGCGGGUCAUGAGGCGCUCGUUGCCACGUUUGUUGUGAAUCCCAGACACACGUGGCUCCAUACGCUGACUUUGAUGGCGCUUUGUCAGGUGUGCACAGUAAGGUCGCUGCUCUUGUCUGCUCUUUCCUUUUGCUCGUAGCUGGACCCUGAGCUGACUUCAUUAGUAAAGUAGUGGCUGAGUUAGUUUAAGUUCUGCUUUGACUGCUUGAAGGCUGUUUGGAAGUUUGACGUCGUGUCUUUAGGCGUGCUAGUUAAAGCUGUUCUGCAGUUUUAGUCUCAUACUUUGUAAUAAAGGAUGUUUUGUUGGUGUGGGUGUGAAGGGAAAACCCUUUAAUAAAAGAUUGCGAUACACUGCGUGCUACUAUACUUUAUGCCGUUACACAUCCACGUAACCUCACGUCACAUGGUACCCUGUCUGUGUCGGUCUGCACUGGUGUGUGGUUCAUGGGAAGGAUAUGCAACAUGUCUGUGCAGUCCAACAGGAAAGCAACAGUGUGGGUGGAGCCUGAGGCAGACGUGCAGGUCACAUGCUGGGUGGUUGAAACGAUUUAAAGAACAGCAUGAGCUCUGUGUUUGUUAUAACUUUUUGUCUUUUCUGCAGCUGCCUGAAGGACCAGCCACGGGUCCAGCCAGUAUAGCCCCUACACUGGGCCGCGUUUUUGACUCAAACAGCUCCAAACAACAUCUCACACGGAUGUUUAGAUUUUUAAAACGCAAGUGGCAUUCAUCAGUUUUAGGCAUUCAUUAUUUCUUUUAUAUUAGCGUUUCAUAAAUCAUGCUGUCGGGUUUCACCCUCUUGGAUAGGUAAUUAAUUUGAAAGGUAAGAAUAAAAGUGUCCUGGAACAGGUUCAGUGUGGCCUGCUUCAGAUGAAGGUCAUAUGUGUGCCGUGUGUCAUCGUGCUGAAAUGAGUCGUCAUGUGUGCCAGAAGCUCUGGUUGGAUGAAAUAUGUUAAAAUUGGGGAAGAAAAACGGGGGAUGGCUCGAGCUUUUUUCUGUGUUGCACUUUAUGAAUAUUGUAUGAUGUACAAAUCAAUAUGUCUCCAAUUAAAUGCAUUAC
Molecule: messenger RNA, 6268 nt
Organism: Pelmatolapia mariae (spotted tilapia)
Lineage: Eukaryota; Metazoa; Chordata; Actinopteri; Cichliformes; Cichlidae
Gene: nbr1b
Product: NBR1 autophagy cargo receptor b
Exons: 23
Coding region: 134-3250 (1038 amino acids)
Biological process (GO): macroautophagy
Cellular component (GO): phagophore assembly site
Molecular function (GO): ubiquitin binding
Source: RefSeq, a predicted model, not a curated record